UGUUUGUAAACAGACACACGUUGCCGUCGCGAAUUGUUACGGGGCGCUCGCCAUCGGGAUCAGUGUCGCUUGAUCGUCAUAAUUGUUCCUGAGCAAUAAGUGUACGAAAGCGGUUUGUGCGGAACAUCAUGGAAAUGGAGCCAAUGUGCAUCGUCGAGAACGAGACGGAGGGAUCUCGCGGUGAUCGGAAAGAGGGGGGCAAGAGGGGACGCAAGCCUGGAAGGAAGGCGGCGGACAAGGCGGACAUGAAAGCUAAGCUCGAACGAAGCCGGCAGAGCGCGAGGGAGUGCCGUGCUCGCAAGAAGCUAAGAUAUCAGUACCUGGAAGAGCUUGUAGCUGACCGAGAAAAGGCGGUGCUUGCUCUGCGUAAGGAGCUCGAGAUGUAUCGUCAGUGGACGCAGGAAUUGGACGCCGGACAGGUCCCCGAAGGAUUGCAAGCCAUGCUUGAGGAACUCGGCUCGUUGAAACGGGAGGUGCCCGGUAACAACUAGGAAGACAAGGAGACGGAAGGAUAAGGAAGUCACGUGGAGAUCGAGCUGUUCCAUUUAUCUCGUUCCCGAUCAAACCUUACCCUACCCCCCUCCUUCUUCAACCAUAGUCGAGCUUACUUUUCGUCUUAUUCUCCUCUCUCUUCUCUUUCACUGUUCCUUCGAGGCGAUAGGGAAUAAUUGGUGAGGUCGACAUUUUUUUUUUUUUUUUUUUUUUUCUACGUCACUCACCGCUUUUAUCCAAGAGUCGGCGACUCUCUAUCGGACGAACCGCAAGAAAAGGAGAAUCCUAGCAAUUUUUUUGAGAAUAGGUCCGCAUCCAUUCUCGCAAAAAAAGAAAUUCUUCUUUAUUAUCCUUUCCCCUCCCUUCCCGAUUCCUUCACGAAAGACGACGGAAUUCCCCGAUUACCUCGUUACUUCAAGCGUUAUUUUUGUACGUACGUUUUUUUGUUAUAUAUCGUGAUUCGUUAAGUUAAAGCCAUCAUCUUUAUUCUUGUUAAUUAAUAAGGACGGUGGUUGAUCGGUUGCUCGGCUGUCUACGGCCUCACGCUUGGAAAUGUAUCUCCCUCGCACGAUUGUUAACACUUUGAGAAAGUAAUUUAUAGUAUAUAUUGUAUCAUUGUUAUAUACUUCGGAAGAGGAGAGAAAACGGUCUCGUUGUGUAUACCGUAGAAAAGAGUUUAUUAUAUUUCAGUAUUGUCUGUUUGAAAGAAAGAGCGUCGUUGCGGGAGCUUUUCGAUUUUUUUUUGACCGUUUGCCGAUUCGUUUUAAAAAUUUUACCGACACACGGUACCUGUGUGUAUCGUACCGUGUAAUCAUCGUUUUUGUACAAAUUAGCGUCAUUACGAACAACAGAGUCUAAUAGUCGAAUAAAACCGAUAUUUUUCGAUGAAAAACAAG
Messenger RNA from Pseudomyrmex gracilis, 1388 nucleotides. It is a transcript of the gene REPTOR-BP, whose product is annotated as cAMP-responsive element-binding protein-like 2. The record is from RefSeq and is a predicted model, not a curated record. Gene Ontology annotation, cellular component: nucleus. The coding region runs from base 129 to 491 and encodes 120 amino acids. The transcript is spliced from 4 exons. NCBI's taxonomy places the organism in Eukaryota, Metazoa, Arthropoda, Insecta, Hymenoptera, Formicidae. Gene Ontology annotation, biological process: regulation of DNA-templated transcription. Gene Ontology annotation, molecular function: DNA-binding transcription factor activity.